AUGAAAUAGUGGGGAAAAAAACGUGGUGAUUUUCUGCUCCGAAUAAUAUUUACUUUUCUACUUUUUGAUUCACCAAUUCAACCUGCUUGCAUAAUCAAAUCUUCUUCAACGAUCGGCAUAACAACGACGAUUGCUUUGUUUAUAUUCGAAUGGCGGCAUGUAAACGGGUCGGAUAUUUCGGACCUCAAGUCGGAGCUCUAGCCGGGCGCAACCGAUUGCACCGCCGACUCAUUUCGAACCGUGCUUUCGACGGCAAGCGCUUUUUCCUCGUCGACACUCUAGCUUUAGUGAGAAAAUUGGAAGCGAAAGGGGUGCCUACGAAGCAAGCAGAGGCUAUAACUGCUGCUAUUACUGAAGUUUUGAACGAUAGUUUGGAAAAUGUAGCUCAGACUUUUGUUUCUAAAGCUGAUUUGCAGAGACUUGAGAUGAUUCAAGAAUCCAAGUUGUCCAAAUUUAAGUCCGAAGUUCAAAGCUCUCAGGAAAACCACUUUUCUCUACUGCAACAUGAAAUUGAAAAACUCAAAAGUGAUAUAGAAAAGAUGCGCAGUGAAUUGAGGUAUGAAAUUGACAAAGUCUCUGCUGGCCAUAGGUUGGAUCUCAAUCUUGAAAGGGGGAGAAUCCGAGAUGAACUAGCAAAUCAGAAUCAAGAAACUGCUAAUCUCACUAAUACACUUGAUCGAGAAAUUCAUACACUAAGAGCUCAGUUGGAAGCUGCAAAAUAUGAUGUUAUAAAAUAUUGCAUAGGUACCCUUGUCUCUAUAUCUGCUGUUGGUUUGGCUGUAGUCCGCCUUUUGAAGUAAGUGACUGGACUACAAUGCUAAUGAUGAUAAAGAUAUAGUUGUUCAACAUCUUUGAUGCUCAAUGGAUAAAGCAGAGUUGUAUGAAACCUGAAUCUCAAUUGCAUUAGCAGACAUCAUAACUAUAGCAUACUAGUUAAAUGUGCAAUCCAUUUGGAACAGUGGAUUAUUAAUGUUUGUUUAGAUAUAAAUCAUUUGCCCAACUAUAGCAGACCUUUGCUAAACGUGCAACUCAAUCUUUUUUAAUCUUUUGAGUUGUAAUGUUGAACGGGUGUGUGCCUUGUAUCUAUGUUUGUUGCAUAGCGCUUUAGAUGCUUCAAGCUAAUUGUAAGAUUUCGGAAACUUUGGUUCGGAGUUCAGUGUAAUCAAAAUUUUAUUAAAUAAAUUUAAAAUAUCAUUUUAAAUUA
Molecule: messenger RNA, 1204 nt
Organism: Solanum dulcamara
Lineage: Eukaryota; Viridiplantae; Streptophyta; Magnoliopsida; Solanales; Solanaceae
Product: protein FMP32, mitochondrial-like
Exons: 7
Coding region: 150-800 (216 amino acids)
Cellular component (GO): mitochondrion
Source: RefSeq, a predicted model, not a curated record